Messenger RNA from Sordaria macrospora k-hell, 1050 nucleotides. RefSeq lists its product as uncharacterized. The record is from RefSeq and is a predicted model, not a curated record. Lineage: Eukaryota; Fungi; Ascomycota; Sordariomycetes; Sordariales; Sordariaceae.
AUGGAUAGUUCUUCUCCGUCCGCUGGCUUCGUGUCUUUUGACGACACAGUCCUCUGCGCCUGGUACACUCAGUACGGACAUAUGCGCAUUCGCACCUCUCUUAUCGUAGCAGAGGUCAAAGAGCUUCAGCGGCUGUCCAACGAGCACGCCCCCAACCGUCGAAUGCCGACUCACCCCUUGCACCUCAUGGCUCUGAUCCAACAAGACCACCCUCUGAUCUAUAACCCGCUCUGGACUCGGACCUUCUUCCCCUUGCUUUGCCCUUCCAGCCUCGCUCCCAACUAUCUCGGCCGACAUCUCUGCUACUUUCAAAAUUUGCAGCGCAACAAUCCAAACCAUGCACAACUCAGGCCCGACAACGACCUGUUUUCCAAGAAGCUGGCCUUUUGUCUGGGGUACAGUCUGCAAGCGUUUUGGAUCAAUGGCCAAACGCCCGUUUCCUGCUUGUACCGUCAUGACCACCAUGCAGGAGUGUGGCAGGCGUAUGAGUGUGUGCAGUCUCACAUUCGAUCCAUUACAUCUUCUACUACACCAGCACCAUCAUCAUCAUCCUCGUCGGCAACGGCACCGGCACCGGCGGCGCCAAAGUUAUGCCAAUGCGUGCCAAUGACUUCAAGCAUGUACUCUGCGUGGCGCGCCAGCAAGUCCUACGGAAGGGGGAUUACUCACAUGGGGAUAUUUGCAAAUGACGACGAGCAGAAAAACUGGAAGGACUUGGAGGGCGCGUUGGCUACCUUGUGGCGUGUCUUCCAACUGGAGUUUCGAGAUCUGGGUGCCGGUCUGUGGUAUCACGGGGCGUUUGACGAGAUGAGAAAGUGGGGGUAUAUCAGUCCGUCGGAGCAGGAGGAGCAGUGGCUUAGUAUCUACUCCUCUCGUGAUGAUGGGCCGCACACCAUGUCGGCGCUGGGAAUGGGGCUGAAGGAGGCGGGGAGGGUGCAGAGGCAUUGGGAGAAGACCAAAAAGUGGCUGGUUCCUAUGUACCCGGCUGAGUGGGAGGGGUGGGAGGUGCCGGUUGAUGAGGUGAAGGAGGACGAGUGGGUGAUGCUUUAG